GUCCAGCAGCAGACUCGUCUCCGAGUGUUUUAGAUAAACGGACUGCAGAAUGAGUGGGCGGGGCAAAGGCGGAAAGGGACUCGGGAAAGGCGGCGCUAAGCGUCACCGUAAAGUACUUCGUGAUAACAUCCAGGGCAUCACCAAGCCCGCCAUCCGCCGUCUGGCUCGCCGCGGCGGAGUGAAGCGUAUCUCCGGUCUGAUCUACGAGGAGACCCGCGGUGUGCUCAAGGUCUUCCUGGAGAACGUCAUCCGUGACGCCGUCACCUACACCGAGCACGCCAAGAGGAAGACCGUCACCGCCAUGGACGUGGUGUACGCUCUCAAGAGGCAGGGCCGCACCCUGUACGGCUUCGGAGGCUAAACCUGAUCCAGACCCGCUGACACACGAACCCAAAGGCUCUUUUAAGAGCCGCCCACUUCUUCUCAAGAGUUUAUCCUGUUGACUUUAAUACAGUAGCGCUGUUGAAAACAUCUAACCACAAGAUGGCGCUUCCCUUUUAUUCCAGCAGCUGCCAGAUUACUAAACAACCUGCAUGAAUGACACUAAGGAUUUCAGUUAGCAACAUAAAUAACUAAUUUAGGUUCUUUACUAUACAACAGUGAUUCAUGUUAAUGAUUGGAUGUUCAGCUCUUUUCAGAGAGCUGGCUCUUAAGAUUUUUUUUUUGUAGGCCUUUAUUUUACCAUAACUUUGCAAAAUGUAAUGGUUUUGUGUGAAAACCCUUUCAUGUGCAGUGUUUUAUGAGAAUCCUUAUAAUUGCCUAGUUUUGUGCAUUUAUUCUGUAACCCUAACUUGCAGUGGACUCCACUCCUGUGGUGGUAAUGUUUACAAAGCUAGCGUUAGCAAACACCCCAAUAGUUAAUAACAGGGGCCCUAUAUUGCAACUGAACUGUAAAAUAACAUUUCAAUCAUCCUUACACCAUAAAACACACAAAUACUUACACUUCCAAAGGAUACAACACACUGUAGGGAUGCUAUUAAAUUCCCACAGCGUAGUAAAAGCUGACGUUAGCAUUGGUCAAGCGUUUCCUUGCUGAUAAUGUGUAAGUUACAGGAAAAUAAUUGAUGAAUGCAUUGUCCAAAAAUCCUAGCUGAAAUGUUAAUUUAACUGCCUGGUGUGUCUUGUUUUUUUGUUUUGUUUUUGGCCCAGUGUCGCUGUGGGCACGGUGUGAUAUUAAUUCAACUAGCCGAUUACAUUCUUGUAUUAUCAGGUAGAAAUGGUGUGUUUGUAGUGGACAUCUCCAUAUUCCUCACGGACGUCAUCAGUCACGUCAAAAUGAAGAAAACCACGUCACUGAUGACGUCCGUGAAAAUGUGUUAACUAGGAGGAUUUUCUGAACUAAAGAGGUCAUCGCUGCGCACAGAAACAGAUACAAAUAUUGCAGCACUAAGAAACGUGUUGAUGUGAUGGAUCAGUUUUUUGUAUCCUAUUGACACUGGUAUCAAUACCUAAAACGAGACUUCGUAUCAAUAAUAUUGAUAUGUUGGGGAUCGAUCCGCCCACCCACAGUGAUUACAUCCAUCUGAAAGCUUUAUACAGCAAGAUGGCAAGCACUGAAAUACAGAGUGAACGAAACCCAACAGCUCAGCCACGCUUUGAUCGAUUCUUUAGAUUAGAUAUUAGGUAUACAGUUGAUUUAUGUUAUGUAAUAUAUAUUUAUAUAUUACAUAAUUGAAAUAAUAAAGCAGUUACUGUCCCAAAACGUGUUGGUUUACCAUUAUUACUGUAAAAAAUAAAACGUAACUCUUUCCAGAUGUUGGUCACAGCCCAUACACUGAAUGAGUUCAUCUACUUGACUUUAUACGUAAUUUACUUUAUUAUCAUUGGAAAAGCCCUGGUGUGAUCGUGUAAUGUCUGUUAGCAUUGUUGCUUGAAAUUAAUAUAAAGAGAAGCUGCCAAUCAAGACAGUGAUACUGCAGGUUUGUAAGAUAAGCAUGAAAUAAAAAUGAAUGAAUAUAUUAAUAAAAUAAUUUAAACAAUUAAAUGCCACUUUAAGUUUGUCAGUGUGAUUUCCACGUGUCUCAAACUCUCUGACCUUUUUACUUUCCUGUAACAAGAUAAUAGCCUAAAAAAUAUAUAUGUAUAAUA
Messenger RNA from Siniperca chuatsi (mandarin fish), 2088 nucleotides. Its product is annotated as histone H4. The coding region runs from base 50 to 361 and encodes 103 amino acids. Gene Ontology annotation, biological process: nucleosome assembly. The record is from RefSeq and is a predicted model, not a curated record. Gene Ontology annotation, molecular function: structural constituent of chromatin; DNA binding; protein heterodimerization activity. NCBI's taxonomy places the organism in Eukaryota, Metazoa, Chordata, Actinopteri, Centrarchiformes, Sinipercidae. The transcript has a single exon. Gene Ontology annotation, cellular component: nucleosome.